ACUCUGGGGUUGGUUGGGAUUGCGCACGACUCCAAAUCAACUAUUUUUUAUUUUAUUGCGCAAAAAAAAAAAAAGUCGGCUGAAGUCGGAGGACGUGAUCGGAGGUUCCAGUAGAAUCCCGUCCGAGCGGGACAACGUGUAAGUUGGCCGUUAUCUUUGGCGGAAGAGAGAUGCUCUCUCUCCCACACGCGGGCGCACACAGUGACUGAGCUCUGCUGCAUUCGCCUCAAUAAUGGAGGCUCUGAUGAUCAAUGCCGUGACACCCUCGCUGGCGCGGUUCCCGAGCCGCAGGGUGCCCGCGCAGAGCCACCAGAGACCUUCCAAUGUCUUCGCACUCUGCUGUUGGAGGAAGGAUGGGGAGACCAAUGAAAUAUCUGGCACUCCUCUGCACAUGGAGUUAGAAAAUCGUGGAGAUGGGGACCCGUCUGAGGAGAGAUUUCAACCUUCUAAUGUGGAAUCGGAAGCAAAGCAGAAGGACAUUUGGGGGCUUUUCAAAGAGGCUCAACAAAAUAUACUGUACUUAAACAAGCAACGCAUCAAAGCUUUAGAGGAGCUGGAUCGAGCGUAUAGAGAGAAGCAACUAUUGCUUGACAAGAUAGAGCAGCUAGAGGCUAAAAAGCAAGCUGGUGUUGGACGAGAUAACCUAUCGAUCUGCUGGGAGUUGCUGCUCCGGAUAGACUCCAUGGUUCUGACUGGCUUAGUUAAUGUGGAGGAGGCAUCCAAUUUGAGGAAGUUAAUCAUGGAAUCUAGAGCUAUUACAGCUGAUAUCUUCUCUGGCAUUCUGGACAAAAGACAUGCUGAACUUCUUGCAGAGGUCCGCAACUUUGCCAAUGGAAGUAGGAGGAAAGGCUUCCACAUUGUCCAUAUAUGCACUGAAAUGGAACCACUGGUCUCAAUCGGAUCUUUGGCAUCAUAUGUGACAGGCUUGAGUCGUGCCCUUCAAAGAAAGGGCCACAUGGUUGAGGUUAUUUUGCCAAAGUAUGCAAGCCUGGACCUGGAUAAAGUUGAAGGCCUGAGAGAAAUCAAGGCAGAGUCUUACUCAUACUUCAAUGGGCAACUUCGUGGGAACAGAAUCUGGACUGGUGUUAUCUAUGGAAUUGGAGUGACUUUCAUAGAACCUUUGUAUUACUCGUCAUUUUUCAACCGAGAUAGGGUAUAUGGCUACUCAGAUGACUUUGAACGGUUCAUUUAUUUCUCCCGUGCUUCGUUAGAUUAUUUGGUUAAAUCUGGAAAGAAGCCUGAUGUGAUACACGUGCACAAUUGGGAAACUUCAGUUGUAGGGCCACUUUUCUGGGAUAUAUUUGUUAAACAGGGACUUGAAAGCACAAGAAUAGUACUUACAUGCCAUGACCUUCAGUCGCAGUGUCUCGAGCAACCUGAUAAGCUAGCACUAUGCGGACUUGAUCCUGCUCAACUUCACCGUCCAGAUCGUCUCCAAGAUAAUGCCAAGGCAUCACUUGUUAACUUGUUGAAGGGUGGAGUUGUUUACUCAAAUAAAGUGGUGAUAGUGUCCUCCUUUCAUUCAAAAGGAAGGAUUAUUCGUGACUUCAGCCAUGGAUUAGAGCCUACAUUAGCAAUACACAAAGAGAAGUUGCUGGUCACUCCUCCAGGAUUUGACAACUCAAAAUGGGAUCCUUUUACGGACAGAUUUCUUCCCAAAACCUAUAGUGCAGAUAAUAUGGAGGGUAAAGUUGUCUGCAAAGUUGCAUUGCAGCAGCAAGUGACCUUACCUGCUAAUGCUUCAGUCGCACUUGUUGGAUGCAUCUUAGAAGAAGUAUCAGAUAUCGAUCUCAAAGCUCUGAAGAAAAUUAUUUGGGGCAACACAAAGAAGAACGUUCAGUUUAUCUUCACGAGGAUGGGCAAAAUGCAGAGUCCUGAUAAGGUUCUCGAAUCCUUUGUGGAAGAAGUCAAGGAUAAGAACGUGAGAUUUAUAAACAGGGAUGAUGAGGCUUUAUUGCAUUUGAUCUGUGCGGGAUCUGAUAUAAUUUUGUGUCCCCAGCAUGAUCCUGUGCACCAAGUACCGCUAAAGGCAUUGAAGUAUGGAGCUGCUCCAAUUGCAUUGAUUGCUGAUGAUGAUCGAUUCAGACACUUUGUAGAUCACGAAUAUGAGACCUCAAAGUACUCGCGGUUCAUCCCUUCUACCUUUGGAAACAUGUCAAUCAGCCAAGCCAUAGACGAAAUGAUUAGCAACCCUUCCAAAUGGAAGCGAAAUAUAGCAGAAGCAAUGGAGAAGGACUUCUCCUGGGACGCAGAGUGCUCCAACGUGCACAUUUCAGCUUAUGAAGCCGUAAAGAACUUGUAAAUGUGGUUUAGCUAUACUGUAAACUACGCGUUCAUGUAAUCAUCGAAAAAAGAAAAAAUAAUAACAGACAUGCGAAGAUAUCAGAUGGCCGGAUGUAUUUUUUGACCGAAAGGAAUAAUAUAUAGAAGAUCACACAUCUGUAAAUUUUUAUGUUCGAUACAGUAUUUAUCGACUCAUCGGAGCUAUGGUAACGGAAAGCCAUGUCAGUUUUCCAUUUUCAUGGGAGCAAA
Messenger RNA from Punica granatum (pomegranate), 2532 nucleotides. NCBI's taxonomy places the organism in Eukaryota, Viridiplantae, Streptophyta, Magnoliopsida, Myrtales, Lythraceae. The record is from RefSeq and is a predicted model, not a curated record.